This is a messenger RNA of Toxotes jaculatrix (banded archerfish), 2542 nucleotides long. RefSeq lists its product as uncharacterized. The coding region runs from base 155 to 1201 and encodes 348 amino acids. Gene Ontology annotation, molecular function: molecular adaptor activity; GTPase activity; GTP binding. Lineage: Eukaryota; Metazoa; Chordata; Actinopteri; Toxotidae. Gene Ontology annotation, cellular component: septin ring; septin complex; cell division site. Gene Ontology annotation, biological process: regulation of exocytosis; cytoskeleton-dependent cytokinesis; cell division. The transcript is spliced from 13 exons. The record is from RefSeq and is a predicted model, not a curated record.
AAAAGCUUCAGGGACGAGGGCGGACUCACGGGAACAGUUUCCGGGUUUCCCUUGCUGGGGUGGGACAGCGGCGAGAGGCAAAAAAAACCUCCUGUUGAUUAACAAUAUUUCAGAGUUACGCUGAGGCUCGUCAGACGUCCAGAAAACGGUAACGAUGUCUCAGUCUGGAGAAAAAGGGAAGUUCCCAGAUGCAGCAGGUUAUGUAGGGUUCGCCAACCUCCCAAACCAAGUGCACCGAAAAUCAGUGAAAAAGGGGUUUGAAUUUACCCUAAUGGUUGUAGGCGAGUCUGGUUUGGGCAAAUCGACACUUAUAAACAGUCUGUUUCUCACUGAUCUCUACCCUGAACGCUACAUCCCUGGUGCCGCAGAGAAGAUUGAGAGGACGGUGCAGAUUGAGGCAUCAACUGUGGAGAUCGAGGAGAGAGGGGUGAAGCUUCGCCUCACUGUGGUCGACACCCCUGGAUACGGCGAUGCCAUCAACAGCCAGGACUGCUUCAAGACCAUCAUCCAGUACAUUGACAAUCAGUUUGAACGAUACCUCCACGAUGAGAGCGGGCUGAACCGAAGACACAUAGUGGACAACAGGGUGCACUGCUGCUUCUACUUCAUAUCUCCAUUUGGACAUGGUCUAAAGCCUCUGGAUGUGGAGUUUAUGAAGGCCAUCCACAGCAAAGUCAACAUAGUCCCUGUCAUUGCCAAGGCUGACACGCUGACACUGAGGGAGAGGGAUCGCCUGAAGAGAAGGAUCCUGGACGAGAUUGCAGAGCAUGGGAUCAAAAUCUAUCAGCUACCUGAUGCCGAUUCUGACGAGGAUGAGGAGUUCAAGGAGCAGACCAGAGUCCUGAAGGCGAGCAUUCCCUUUGCUGUGAUUGGCUCCAAUCAGCUCAUUGAGGUGAAGGGGAAGAAGAUCCGUGGUCGUCUUUACCCCUGGGGAGUUGUUGAAGUGGAGAACCCGGAGCACAAUGACUUCCUCAAACUACGCACCAUGCUUGUGACCCACAUGCAAGACCUCCAGGAGGUAACUCAGGAUCUGCAUUACGAGAACUUCCGCUCAGAGAGGCUGAAGAGAGCGGGCAGGGCUGUGGAUGAGGAUGUGGUGGAUAAGGACCAGAUCCUGCUACAGAAAGAGGCUGAGCUGAGACGCAUGCAGGAGAUGAUCGCUCAGAUGCAGGCACAGAUGAAGAUGAAAUCCGACGAGUAACGGUGUCGAAGGAGAAAAGCCACCAGGAGGUCCAGGAUCACAUCAUCUUCAUCUACACACCAUCACGUCUUCUUUGUCUUCCCUCCAAACAUCCAUCCAUCAGCUGUUGAGGAGCUCACCACUAUUUUCUUUUUCGUUUCCUCUUCUUCUUCAUCUUGUCAAGACUCCGUUUUGUUCAUUGUAGUUUGUAGUAGUGAGAAUGGACAUUUUUGUUUAAUGUAUGAGCACAAAAACAGUUGAAUACUUGAUAAUUAUCAAGUAGCCAUUAUUUAGUCUUUGAUCUUAAUUAUGGUCCACAGAGCUGCCAGUGACAACGGUACUAAGAGGUUUUGCCAUCACACCAACAUGUUUACAAGAAUAUAUGCACGUAUUGUGCACUGCUUUCCGUUUAUUUUGUUUUCAAGACUGUUCUGAGCAUAUUUUAACUUAAAGGUUAAAAAACUUAAAAGUUUGCAUGUGUUUUGUUGUCUUAUGAGUAAUUCAGAAACCCAUCUCCUUUACCUCUGGAUGGUUUCAGACCUUCAGUGCUGGUUUUCCUUAGUCUGAUAAUGCAAUAAUUUGAAAUAUUACCACAGUGAAAGGUACUGUAGGUGUGGUUAUGAACGAGGUAAACUGUCCAUGUCAAGAACGAAGAAUGCUCUUGUGUCUGGGUUUCCAGGCAAAAUAUUUGCCUUUAACUGUGUUAAAUUGAAAACUUUUUUUUUUUUUUCCAGAGAUCCAAACUUAAUUUUAGACGUUUGUUUGGCUUUUAAGCUGGAAAUCUACUAAAUGGAACUAGUCAAACUAAUAUCACUCCAUUAUAAAGACAAACAGGAUCAUGUAUUAGUAGCAUAAAAAUGCCAUGUUGUUAAUAUUUUUGUAUUUAUCAUUAAGAGCUGCAUGAUCUUAAUAUCUGUGCCAAACUACAACUACGGACUGAAAAAAACAAUUCAGUCCAGUAACUUAAUAUGUGUCUGUAUUUGCUUCAGUGAUCUCAUUUGAUGUGUAAAUGCCCUGUUUGUACACUACAUGUGCAGUCUUUCAUCAUACUGUACUGGAUUUGGGCUUUAAAAAUCAAGUACUAUAAUAUUUAACUGUUAUAUAUGUAAACUCCCUGCAGCCUCCUGUGAGCAGCAAACUAAACAUCAGAAUUGUUCCUCAGCUGUGCCUUCGAGCUGUGCUGUCAUUGAUGUGCCAAUGGCAUUAUUUUGUUUUUCUGUCUUUUGCUCUCAUUUGCAUAUUUGUGUGUUGAACUUAUUCAGACAAAAAUAAUUAUUAUUUCUUAACCAAGUGUCAGUAAAGAUUUGUUUUAAGGUGUCAGCUUUUUUUUUGUAUUUCUCUCUGAAAUAAAAUUUGUUUAGA